AUGAAGUUCUACAUUGAUGACUUGCCUGUCAUUUUUCCUUAUCCUAGGAUAUACCCGGAGCAGUAUGCGUACAUGUCAGAUAUCAAGAAGUCUUUAGACGUGGGUGGCAACUGCAUUCUAGAGAUGCCUUCUGGUACCGGCAAAACCAUUUCAUUGCUUUCAUUAACUGUUGCCUACCAAAUGCAUUAUCCUGAACAUCGAAAAAUUGUAUAUUGCUCCCGUACCAUGUCAGAGAUCGAGAAAGCACUUAUAGAGCUACAAAAUCUAAUGGAUUACCGUUCCAACGAACUUGGGUACGUGGAAGACUUUCGCGGGUUGGGGCUCACGAGUAGAAAGAAUCUUUGUUUGCAUCCUACUAUUUCAAAAGAGAGAAAAGGCGCUGUGGUGGACGAGAAAUGCCGCCGAGUCACCAAUGGCCAAUUGAAACAGAAACUUGAAGAGCAGAGCAUCACGCCUGAAGAAAUGACUCAAAAAGCCGACGAGCUUGGGCUUUGCUCUUUUCAUGAAAAACUAUACGAUUUUGAUCAACAUGAUCUCAUCCCUGCGGGUGUGUACUCAUUUGAGUCAUUGAUAAAAUACUGCAAGCAACAAGGCACUUGUCCUUAUUUUACCGUAAGAAGAAUGCUUUCUUUUUGCAAUGUUGUCAUUUACUCGUAUCACUAUUUGCUUGAUCCUAAAAUUGCAGAGCGUGUUUCGAAGGAGCUCAGCAAGGAUAGCAUUGUUAUCUUCGAUGAAGCUCAUAACAUUGACAACGUUUGUAUUGAGUCCCUAUCUUUGUAUCUCACUGAUGAUACAUUGAAACGUGCUGGACGUGGUGCUAACAAAUUGGCUGAUGCAGUUGAUGUAAUGAAAGCCCAAGACAACGAAAAACUCAAAAACGAAUAUGAGAAGUUGGUGGAAGGUCUCCGACAGAAUGAAAUUGCGAGAGACGAGGAGCUCUUCAUGGCUAACCCGGUUCUUCCCCAAGAUCUUCUAGAUGAAGCUAUUCCAGGUAAUAUUCGAAAAGCUGAACACUUCAUUUCAUUUUUGAAACGCUUUGUGGAGUACCUCAAGACAAGGAUGAAGGUAUUGCAUGUCAUAAGCGAGACGCCAGUUAGUUUCUUGCAGCAUUUGAAAGAGUUAACUUUUAUUGACCGCAAGCCAUUGCGGUUCUGUUCGGAGAGGUUAUCUCUUCUUGUACGAACACUUGAAUUGGCAGACGUGGAAGAUCUCAAUGCUUUGAAAGACGUGGCAACGUUUGCGACAUUGGUAUCCACUUACGAGACAGGGUUUCAAUUAAUUUUAGAACCUUUUGAAACCGAAGGCUCAACGGUGCCAAAUCCAAUUCUACAUUUCACAUGCUUAGAUGCUUCGAUUGCUAUUAAACCCGUUUUCGACCGUUUUUCGUCUGUGAUCAUAACUUCUGGAACAAUUUCGCCUUUAGACAUGUAUCCGAAAAUGCUUAAUUUUCAGACCGUGGUUCAGGAGUCAUACACCAUGACUUUAGAUCGCAGAUCAUUUUUGCCAAUGAUUGUCACCAAAGGCUCCGAUCAAACUUCAAUCUCCUCUAGAUUUGAGAUUAGGAACGACCCAUCUGUUGUGCGCAAUUACGGCUCCUUGCUUAUUGAAUUUUCAAAAUGCACCCCAGACGGUAUGGUGGUCUUUUUUCCUUCAUACCUUUAUAUGGAGUCGAUUAUCUCCAUGUGGCAAACCAUGGGAAUUCUUGAUGAAGUUUGGAAGUACAAAUUGAUCUUGGUCGAAACACCAGAUGCCCAAGAGACCUCUUUGGCACUAGAAACAUAUAGAAAGGCAUGCUCAAACGGUAGAGGUGCAGUUUUACUUUCAGUUGCACGUGGAAAAGUGUCCGAGGGUAUCGAUUUUGAUCAUCACUACGGACGUACAGUUUUGAUGAUUGGUAUCCCUUUCCAGUACACGGAGUCCAGAAUUUUGAAAGCAAGAUUAGAAUUCAUGCGUGAUCAUUUCCAAAUCAAAGAGAAUGACUUCCUCUCUUUCGAUGCGAUGAGACAUGCUGCUCAGUGCUUAGGCCGUGUCUUACGUGGAAAGGACGAUUAUGGUAUUAUGGUUUUAGCGGACCGGAGAUUCAAGAACAAGAAAGGACAACUACCCAAGUGGAUUGCGCAAGCGCUUUACGAUUCAGACACGAACAUGUCUACAGAUAUGGCAUUAGCUGCGGCGAAAAAGUUUUUGAGGAAUUUAUCUCAGCCAUCAAACCCUCAGGAUCAGGAAGGAGUUUCUGUGUGGAAUCUUGAGCAGCUCGAAGCUCAUCAAAAACAGCAACAAAGUACUCUGGAUAGGCCUGGAGUCGAACCGAAACCCCGACAAGACGACUUUGAACAGCAAGAUGAUGACUUUAUGGAUAUUGAUGAUGCUGAUCUCGACUUUUUGUAG
Messenger RNA from Metschnikowia bicuspidata var. bicuspidata NRRL YB-4993, 2388 nucleotides. It is a transcript of the gene RAD3, whose product is annotated as TFIIH/NER complex ATP-dependent 5'-3' DNA helicase subunit. The record is from RefSeq and is a predicted model, not a curated record. Lineage: Eukaryota; Fungi; Ascomycota; Pichiomycetes; Serinales; Metschnikowiaceae. Gene Ontology annotation, biological process: positive regulation of mitotic recombination; transcription by RNA polymerase II; nucleotide-excision repair. The coding region runs from base 1 to 2388 and encodes 795 amino acids. Gene Ontology annotation, cellular component: nucleus. The transcript has a single exon. Gene Ontology annotation, molecular function: ATP binding; DNA helicase activity; hydrolase activity, acting on acid anhydrides, in phosphorus-containing anhydrides.